AUGAUGGAGAUCUCAAGACCUUGUGCAAGUGUUAAUGCUGCAACUCUAUUUGCUACCCAUCUUAAUGUCCCUUCUUCUAGUGUACUAAUGGUAUGGUCACGGAAUCAUCAACAGCUUUUCAUUAUUGUCGGCAAAUGUAAUGGUGGUUUACUGUUCUUUACACCGAACAGGCAAUAUACGAAAUUGGAAAAUAUCUUUAAAAGUCCUUUGACAACAAUUUGUUUCGGGAAACUAAGACAAAGCAGUGAUGAAAUAGUUGCCAUAUCAGCAGGUGGUCAGAUACGUUCUUUCGAUUUCCCACAGACGGAUGCUCAGAACGGAGAGUUACACAAACCUCUGCCACUUUUUGAGCAACUCGUUCAGGCCAAUAUAUGUGCGUCAUAUAUUGGUGAUAUUGAUGGUGAUGGUUCAUCAGAAUUGCUGGUUUUGAUGACCGAUCGAUGCGUAAGAACUUAUCGAUAUGUUGCGAAUCAUUUGGCACCGUUGUAUAAAUAUGAAGUACCAUCGAAUGUUUAUGGCUUCACCCUUGGUACCACAACUUCUGGCCUGUAUUAUGCACUCCUGGCAGAACGAAAUGAAAAUUAUGUGGUGAAGAUCGAUUUUAGCUCAAAUAGUUGUGAUAUUUUGCCACAAACAUUGAUUUCGAACCCUUCGAAUCGUGAGCUUAUGGUCCCCAAUCAUCCGAUAUAUCUGACCUUAGUUGGAUCACUUGCCACUCGUCUGCUUCUGAUUAAUCCAGAAAGUGGUACCGAAACAACACUGGAGAAUCCAGUAGGCGAUUUCAUUUGUGCAGCUACUGUUAAUCUGCAAAGUAUGCAUAUCGUGAUGACACUGGAUAUUUUCGGUAAUUUACUUAUUUAUGGAUGGAGUGAUCAUACCACAUGUCAAGCGCAUCUCAUAGCAAAAACGAUGGUUCUGCCGGAUGCAGAUCGUAUGACAGCUGUAUCAGGCCGGAAUGAAAAUGAAGUUUUAGUUUGCAUAUGUACUGUCUGCUUCAAAAUUGCUGUUUAUCGAAUUGAUCUCUCAUCUGUGCUUAGUUGA
Messenger RNA from Cercopithifilaria johnstoni, 1041 nucleotides. The record is from the annotation of a GenBank genome assembly. Lineage: Eukaryota; Metazoa; Nematoda; Chromadorea; Rhabditida; Onchocercidae.